CAGCCAAUGAGCGGCGGCGGCUCAGAGGUUUAAAUUGGCGGCGGCCGGGCCGAAGUCCCUCACUUGGCUCAGCCUCUCCAGCUGUUCUGACAUGGCAUCCAGGGUCACUCGGUACACCCGCAAGACGGACGAUGCCGCGGCGAGGGGCAGCGCGCUACCCACCGCUAAGCGCGAGGCGCAGGCGGCCAGCUGCAAGACGCUGUCCCGCACCGCCCUGGGAGACAUCGGCAACUGCGUGGCUGAGCCGAAGACUCGGGCCACCACCAAGGCGGCGAUGCAGGUGAGCCGCGGGCCGGAGACGGGCACCCGGCCCGCUGCCACCCAGAAGACGGAUGCCGGGAGGAAGCUGAAGGGUGCUGCCAGAGCCGGGUCGAAGGCAGACCCGAUGCGCUACCAGUUGGAGCCUCAAUCUCCAGCCUCCGUGGAGAUACGUGGAUAUGCCCCAUUAGAGACCGUGUUGUGUAAAGCUUUUUCUGAUGUCAUGCUUGAAGUGGAAAACACAGAUGAGAGAGAUGAUGAGGAUCCAAAACUCUGCAAUGACUAUGUGAAGGACAUCUACCAGUACCUGCAAGAGCUUGAGAAAAGUCAACCUGUCAGAGCUGAAUACCUGGCCGGCCAGGAAAUCACUGGGAACAUGCGCGCUAUAUUAAUAGACUGGCUUGUGCAAGUACAGAUUAAAUUCAAACUCCAUGCAGAGACCUUGUUCAUGUCAGUUGGUAUCAUUGAUCGCUUCCUGCAGGACAACAUUAUUUCCAAGAGGAUGCUGCAGCUCGUUGGUGUCACAGCUAUGUUCAUUGCCAGCAAAUAUGAAGAGAUAUAUCCCCCACAUAUUGGAGACUUUGCCUAUGUGACUGAUAAUACUUACACAACGCUCCAGAUCUGCCAGAUGGAGGUGAAGAUCCUGCAAGCACUGAACUUUGCUCUGGGUCGCCCUCUCCCUCUGCACUUCCUAAGGAGAACUUCAAGGGUUGCUAAGGUGGACUUUGAACACCACGUUUUGGCCAAGUAUCUGAUGGAGUUGUCCAUUAUUGACUAUGAAAUGGUUCACUUCCCUCCAUCAAAGAUUGCUGCGGCUGCUUUCUGUUUGGCUAUGAAACUCCUCGACGGAUGUGCAUGGGAACUAACUGUGCAGCACUCCAUCUCUUACACGGAGAGUGACCUUCUCCCAGUUAUGCAGCACCUGGCGAAGAACAUAAUUUUUGUGAAUGAGGGCAUUACAAAGCAUUUGACAAUCAAGAACAAAUACCACGUCAGAAGAAAUUCCAACAUAAGCUCCAUUGAACAGCUCAACUCUUGUAUUAUAUGGGAUCUGGCCAAACCUCUGCUUAGAAAGAUGUAGUUUCUCUGUGAACUCAAAGCCAACGUUACUAUUUUCUGUCACUGUGUGUAUUCUGUACCUUACUUGUGUGUUUCAGUCUUUUAAUAAAUGGUUAUGC
This is a messenger RNA of Phalacrocorax carbo (great cormorant), 1436 nucleotides long. The record is from RefSeq and is a predicted model, not a curated record. Lineage: Eukaryota; Metazoa; Chordata; Aves; Suliformes; Phalacrocoracidae.